GGUCAAUGUCAAUAACAUAACCUCAUUAUUAUUAUUACAAAACAAUUUACAUAAAACAAACAUAAAUACUUGAAGAAGAAAUAAUUUAAACUAACUAAUUUACUAGCACUUUUAAAACAUUACUCACAAUGUCCAGUGAAGAGGAGGAAGAAAAUUUCUGUUUCUUCGGCAAGCCAUUAGACCCGUACGAUGAAGAUUCGAUACCGAAGAAAAGACCGAUAAGCGUGGAGGAGCAGAUCGCCACGGACGCGCAGGGGCGGCGUAGAUUCCAUGGGGCCUUUACGGGAGGCUUUUCCGCGGGGUUCUUCAACACGGUGGGCUCGCUGGAGGGAUGGACGCCCAGCGAUUUCAAAAGCUCGCGCGUCGAGAAGGCCAAGCAAUUCGUGCAGAAUCCCGUGGAUUUUAUGGACCAGGAGGACCUCGGCGAGUACGGGAUAGCGCCUCAAACGAUUCGAGCCACGAAAGACUAUUCUACAUCGAAGAAACGAAGGAGACAGGUGUUCUCCGAAGGUCCUAUUCCAGGUGAACCGGUGUUAGAGACGUUACUAACUUCAGGUAACGAGACAAUCGGGUAUUUACUCCUCAAGAAAAUAGGAAUUAGAGAUAAAAUUAAAGCGCGCGAUGAUGAAUUUACCGAUACAAAAACGUACGGUUGUCAGAAACCGGACCAGUUUAAAGUACCAGAAGUAAUUAAGAACAAACAGUACAAGAUCCCCGCCAUUUACACCGAUUGCUUGAGGUCCCCCAAGUCGAACACCUUCGGUCUGGAAUACAAAGGAUUGGAAAAAACCCACGUGAAUCUAUUCGCAUCCUCCAAUCUGGUAAUCAGGGAUAAAAACGACAAGAAAUUCUCCAUCGGAGGGCAAGCCUUCGGUGUGGGGGCGUUCGAAGAAGACGACGACGACAUAUACGUGAAAGAAGACAUGAGCAAUUACGAUUUCGAGUUGACUAAAGAAAAGAAAACCGAUCAGAGUCGAAAUAAAGAAGUCACCCUUAUAUUGGGGAUGUUCAAGCGAUCUAAUGUACCGUUGAUUGCGAAAAAAUCGUUUCCGCCUCCCGUCAUUCCUCACAGUUUCACCGGAAAGCAUAAAGUCAAAAAAUCCCGAUUCGAACAAAUCGAAGUAAAAACCGAACCCGAAGUAGAAACCAGCAGAAACGAAAUAAACCCUGCUAUCAGAGCUCGGUAUCUAGGAGAGGAAGUACCGGAGAAUUACACGUCAUCGAAGCGAGCUUUACCUAGUGAAAACGAUAAUAAAACUAAAAAACGAGAAUCAAAUACCGAUAAAAACGAAACCAAGCAAUCGAAAACCGACUCUUUCAUGGCUUCUCUGAUGGAAGACAAAUUCGUUUCGGCUUCUCAUCAAGGCGACCUGGAUAUUUCGGAACCCGAUAAGAAGGACGAAAUACUGCACGGUACAAAAGACAUGCGAGAUGCGGCUAAAAUGAAAAUGUACGGGCCAAUCACGAGAAUCUCCGUCGAUUGGGCGCCUUGUUCUCUUUUAUGCAAGAGGUUCAACGUUCCCGAACCUUCGACGGAGCCUCAGGAAUUGAAGAACAGGAAACGAACUAAGAAUUUGAUAUUCGAAAGUCAGAAAACCUUCGACGACACCUCCGCGUUGUUUAAACCGGGGUGUUCGGUACCUUCGACUUCCAUCGAAGAACCUCCAUCGAACGUGACCGGUACUGAAGAUAUCGUUGUGGUUAAAACCGAACGAACGUCUCCGAAACCGAGCGAAUCCGAAACUAGCGAGAAUACGAACAAACCCGAGACUGUUUUCGUUGAUAUCACAGAUAAAAUCGGUGUUGAAGAGAACGUGGAUCUUUUCAAAGCUGUAUUUCAAAGCAGCGAUUCGGAAAGCGAAGAAGAACAACAAGAGGAAGAGAAACAAACAGAAGAACAGAAGAAACAAAAUGAAGACUUCAAAGAAAGUAUAUUAUUCGAUUUAGUACCGAAAAUUAGACCUUUAAAGCAAGGCAUUUUAUCCAAUAUCUCGUUUCAACCGAAGCAGAAAACAACAGACGCAAUUAUCGAAAUUGAGAAUACUGAAAGUGAAACAAGUUCAUACGGGCCCCAAUUGCCUAGCAAUUCCAAUAUACUCCCUACUACAUCUAGUAAGAUAGCAGCAACUAAUUCUAAUUCAAAUCACAGCGAUGACGAAUGGAUAGAAAAGGAUUCCAAACGCGAACGCAAGAAAUCCAAACACAAAAAGGACAAAAAGAAGAAACACAAACAUAAGAAGAGUAGAGAUAAAUAAAAAUGCAUUAUUGUUUAGUUAGUAAUCUUUUUAUUUAUCACCUAUUAACAACGUAACAUACAUUAAUCAACGCGACAAUCUAUUUUUUGUUAAAGUUAUUAUCGAUCCAGGAGUUCAGCUUGUCUUCAUCUUGCAGCCCGAUCAAGCGUUCUUUGACUUCACCAUUUUGGAAAACAUACAAAGCAGGAAUCGAACUAACCUGAAUAGGAAAUCGUUUUUAAUACACCAAUUAAUAACAAAAUAUUAAAAAUUACUUCGUAUUUAGCGGCCAGCUCUCCCAAAUCGUCUAUAUCAACUUUAGCCAGUGUUAUUUCGCCUUUCCUCUGGGCUAUAACGUUCUGUAAUCUCGGCUCUAAAAUCUUGCAGGGUCCACACCAUCUACAAAGAAAUUAGAUAUUUCAAAAAUUCCUCUCGGAGAUUGUUAUAGUACGUACGUAGCGAAGAAAUCGACCAGGAUGGGCUCCUUGCUCUUUUCCACUUUUUCGAAGAAAUCCUUAUCGUCUUGCACUUUAAACGAGGCGCUCCUGCAUUGCGACAGCCCGAUGAAUCGCUUGGCGAGUAGAUUACAUUUAGAAAUGUGUUGGGGUCUGUACAAUGAAUUCAUAUCGACAAUUACGCACGAACUAAAAUAAAUAAUAAAUAUGUUUCUAUAUAUAUCGUACUUAGAGUUACGAACAAUCACAAUGACACUUAUUUUUUUUUAUUCAAUUAUAUAAUUAUAGCAAUAUUUUUGCUAAUAAACAAUUAUUCCACAAAAAAUGUCAUUGACUG
Messenger RNA from Phyllotreta striolata, 3026 nucleotides. Lineage: Eukaryota; Metazoa; Arthropoda; Insecta; Coleoptera; Chrysomelidae. The record is from the annotation of a GenBank genome assembly.